Molecule: messenger RNA, 1164 nt
Organism: Macroventuria anomochaeta
Lineage: Eukaryota; Fungi; Ascomycota; Dothideomycetes; Pleosporales; Didymellaceae
Exons: 1
Coding region: 1-1164 (387 amino acids)
Source: RefSeq, a predicted model, not a curated record
AUGGGUGGCAAGGUUUUCGAGCAUUCGAAGCUUCUAACGCCUCGCAUGUCACCAGAACUAUACCGAAGGAUGAUUGCGCAGUGCCAGCCAACACUCGAGACUAUAUUCAGAAACGUUGUUGUUCCUCGAGAGGCCCCCAACAAAAUAGAUCACGGCGACAUUGACUUCUUAGUAGAAGGCAAACUUCAUCAAGUCCCGGACGAAGAUAUUUGGAAGUUGGUUGAAGGCGGCCUUGCAGCUGAAUUUGUGGAGAAGCGAGGCGAAUCUCGAUCCUACGCUGUCCCUCAUCCAGACAUACUGAAUGCAUACGUGCAAAUCGAUAUCGAGCUAUCUCCUGGGAACGGUAUUAUCGGUGCGGCCGAUCUCUUCGAAUGGAUGAAGUUCAUGAAAGGCGACGCCGACCUCCUGCAGAUCAUUGGUAUCGCACAUCGGCCAUUGGGUCUGACCUGCAACAACCGAGGCCUUCAUGUGCGGGUGGAGCAGAUAGAGCCAUACGAUAAGAAGAAGGCUCUUCUCUUCCUAACGCGAGACCCAGACCAGGCGAUGCAGUUCUACGGCUUUGACGUCGAGAAGUACAAGGAGGGCUUCAAGAGUGAGACUGAUCUAUUCGACUGGGUGGCUGCGGGACGGUUCUUCUCAUCUGAAACAUUGGAGCAUCGGGUCGAGAAGUCGGCCGAUCGGUCGAGACUGCUUAAGAGGCACAUGUAUCGUCACUUUGUGGAGGACUAUAUGCCGAAGACCACCAGAAUCGCUGGCAACCGUUGGACACGACAAGAAGUCCUUCGCGCGGCCACCAAGACGUUCGACGUACAAAAGAAAUAUGACGACAUGAUGGCCACACACAACGCGGAAGAAGCAGAAAAAGAACUCUGGCUGGAAGUGAAGGCCAUCAUACCCGCGAAGGAUAAGGCCCUCUCGUCUGCAGUCAAACCUCUGAAGCGCUGGGUCAGGUUCAGCAACUGUCGACCAGUGAUUGGCGAUCGUCCAAUUCCGCAUACAGAAUACUUCAGGUGGUCAGAGCACGUGGUGCAAAGCAAUAAGAAUGAUGUUCUUGGAUGGGUUGCGCUAAACUGGCAGGCGGUUAAGAGCCACGACAGAGCGUAUGAGAAGCAUCAUGGGCAUUCUCCGUACGGCCCAUACUCUUCUGAGCAGAGCGAAAGCUAG